CAUAGCCGAGCCAUGAUCAACUGAUCAUUCAUGGACUGAUUCCAAUAAACAUUAUUAGGUUAUAGCAAAAGAAGAAAACAUGGGGACAGUUUCUUCUAUGAAGAGAGACCAGUUUGUUAAUCUUGUUUCUGGAAGGUAUUGUGACAGUGGCAGUUCAAAAGGGUACUUGAGUUCCACACUUUCUCGGCUUUCUGUAGAGGGAAAACAAGGAAAGCCAGAAUAUCCAUCUUUAUUGGACCUCUGCAUAUACAAGACAUGUGAGGACAUUGAAAGAUACAGUACUUUUGAUAUACUUCCAAGGGACGUUAGUCAGUUGAUCUUCAAUGAAUUGGUGUGUUCACAACGUUUAACAGAUGCUUCUAUUGAUGCAUUUCGAGAUUGUGCUCUACAGGACUUUGAUUUGUGUGAAUACCCCGGGAUGAAUGAUAGGUGGAUGGAUGUUAUCUCAUCACAGGGGACAUCUUUACUUUCUGUGGAUCUUUCUGGUUCUGAUGUUACAGAUGCAGGAUUAAGCUGUCUUAAAGAAUGCAGAAACCUUGAAGACUUGAAUUGUAAUUAUUGCUACAACAUUUCAAACCGUGGGCUAAAGCAUCUCAGAGGUCUUUCAAACUUGGUAUCUUUGAGUUUUAGAAAGAACUAUCAAAUCAAUGUUCAAGGAAUGUCGUUCUUUUCUGGUUUGUUGAACUUAAUAGAAUUGGAUCUAGAAAGAUGCCAAUGGAUUGAUGGUGGGCUUGUUCAUUUAAAUGGGUUAACAAAACUGGAAUCACUCAAUCUCAAAUGUUGCAAUUGCAUAACAGAUGUUGAUAUGAAGCCUCUCUCAGGACUUACCAACUUAAAGGAGUUGCAGAUUUCAUUUUGUAGAGUCUCGGACAUUGGCAUCACUUUUUUGCAAGGUCUGCACAAGCUUGUUCUAUUAAACAUGGAAGGUUGCUAUGUGACUGCAGGAUGCUUAGAAUCUCUUUCAGCUCUUCCGUCCUUGUCAUAUCUUAAUCUUAGCCGUUGUGGUAUAUUUGAUAAUGGCUGUGAGAAGUUUGCAGAAAUGAGGAAACUGAUAGCACUUAACUUGGGAUUCAAUAAUGUCACAAAUGCCUGCUUGGUUAACUUGAAAGAAUUAACAAAUUUGGAGAGCUUAAACUUGGAUUCAUGUGCGAUUAGUGAUGGAGGCUUGAUCAACUUAGCAGGUCUCUACAAUUUGAGAUACUUGGAUUUGUCUGACACUGAAGUUGGAAGCAUCGGUCUCAAACAUAUCGCUGGUUUGACGAAUUUGGAAAGCAUUAAUUUGUCGUUCACUAACGUCACUGAUACCGGCUUAGUAAACUUAUCUGGGUUAUCAUCACUCAAGUCCCUUAAUUUGGAUUCCCGCCUAAUUACUGAUGCUGGAUUACCUGCUCUUACAAGCUUGACUGGAUUGACUCACUUGGAUCUUUUUGGAGCACACAUUACAAAUUCUGGAACAAAACACCUGCUUAAAUUUAAACAGCUAAGAAGUCUGGAAUUAUGUAGUGGACGGAUAUCAGAUGCAGGUGUGAAGAACAUCAAAGAACUCUCAUCCUUGGCAGUGCUAAAUCUUUCUCAAAACCACUGUCUGAGUAAUAGAUCUCUCAAGAUGAUUUCUGGGUUGACAGAAUUGGUUUGUCUCAACGUUUCGAAUUCUCGGAUUACAAAUAAGGGACUGCGGCAUUUGAAGAUGCUGAAGAAUCUGAAAUCACUGACCAUGGAGUCCUGCCAAGUGUCUCCAUUUGAGAUGAGGAAUCUUCAAUCCACUCAUCUCCCGAAUCUGGUAAUCAUCCGCCCCUGAAUAAUAAUAAUAAUAAUAAUAUCAGUGCUAGCUCAAGUGAACAAGAAUGGUUUCUAAGAGAUCAAAUGUCAUUAACUUGAUAUGUAGUUAAAGUGGAAGUUAUGACCGUGAGGUCAAAAUAAAAUAAAUAAAUAAUAAUAAUCUCAGUGGGGCGUUUAUAAAUAAUAGUUAGAUUAAGCAGUUAGUUAGUUAAAUUGUGCAUACAAACAUUUCCUCAUAUUAACUGAAAACAAUUACUUUCUUCUUUUAAGGAUAUGUUUCUUUCUUGUAUAGCUGCCAAUUCUUAAAUAAAUUUGCGUCUAUGCU
Impatiens glandulifera is the source of this 2104-nucleotide messenger RNA. Its product is annotated as dynein regulatory complex subunit 6-like. The transcript has 16 exons. The coding region runs from base 80 to 1798 and encodes 572 amino acids. Gene Ontology annotation, biological process: SCF-dependent proteasomal ubiquitin-dependent protein catabolic process. The record is from RefSeq and is a predicted model, not a curated record. NCBI's taxonomy places the organism in Eukaryota, Viridiplantae, Streptophyta, Magnoliopsida, Ericales, Balsaminaceae. Gene Ontology annotation, molecular function: protein binding. Gene Ontology annotation, cellular component: SCF ubiquitin ligase complex.